Amborella trichopoda is the source of this 2218-nucleotide messenger RNA. RefSeq names its product ATP-dependent DNA helicase (gene ASG1). Lineage: Eukaryota; Viridiplantae; Streptophyta; Magnoliopsida; Amborellales; Amborellaceae. The record is from RefSeq and is a predicted model, not a curated record.
GUCGCCCCAAAAUUACAGAUUUUAGAGAGAGAGAAGAGAGGGAAAGUAAAGAGAGAGAGAGAGAGAGUAGAGAGAGGAGGCGACGCUGUGAGAUUCUUCUUUUACCUCAUUUUUAGGGUUUCUUUGUGCUUCUCCGUUUUGAUUUCUAGGUUUUACGCUUUGCCUUUCUGGUUCUGGAUAAGAUUCUUAGCUUUUCUUCAGCUCCUGAGUUAGGGUUUUUGGGUUCUUGGAAAAUGGUUCAGUCUGUGAAUUCCGGUGGUUUUAAGCCGGAAAAUUUCAAAUCCAUGGCCGGAUACCUGCCGGAUCACAAUUUUUCGGUUAGUAACGUGAAGGUAGAGGUGGAGGAUCCAUUAGAGGACGAGCAUGGUUCAGUGAAUAAGCGAGCUAAGUUGGGGUCUCCCUUGAAGCAGCAGCAAUGGAGCAUGAGUCCGAGCACCUGUGAGCAAACGUCUUAUUAUAAUCUACUGAAUGAACCUAGCCCUCUUGGGUUAAGAUUGAGGAAGAGUCCAUCACUCUUGGAUUUGAUUCAAAUGAGACUGUCUCAGGGAGAUAUUACCGUUGGGGGUGCUGAAAGCCAUGGAAAGCUGGAGUUGGCAAAAAAAGACACCAAGUGUGCAACUGCGUCAGUUAGUACGGCUGACAAGCUGAAGGCAUCCAACUUCCCUGCUUCAAUUUUACGAAUUGGGAAUUGGGAGUGUAUAUCAAGGUACGAAGGAGAUCUAGUUGCAAAAUGCUAUUUUGCCAAGCACAAGCUUGUUUGGGAAGUUCUUGAUGGUAGCCUUAAAAGCAAGAUUGAGAUUCAGUGGUCAGAUAUCACUGCUUUGAAGGCAAACUACCCAGAUAAUGGGCCUGGUACACUUGAUAUAGUGUUGGCCAGGCAGCCCCAAUUCUACAGGGAGACCAACCCUCAACCUCGGAAGCACACUCUAUGGCAGGCAACUUCCGAUUUUACUGGAGGACAAGCAUCAUUACACAGGAGGCAUUUCUUACAGUGUGCGCAGGGAUUAUUGAAUAAGCAUUUUGAAAAGCUCAUCCAGUGUGAUCCUCGCCUCAACUUGUUGAGUCAAAGAUCAAGUAUAAACUUGGAUAAUCCAUAUUUUGAUUCAAGAGGCUCUGUAUUUGAGGAUCCAGAUGAACCCAACUGUCAUAGCUUUGAGCACAUUGGCAACAAUUAUGUAACGCCCUUUCCAGGUUUUCAAGAUGCGACUUCACUGGCUAUGACACAAGCAUCAUCUUCAAAGUCCGAGGUUCAGGAUUCUGUCGGUAGAGCAUCCGAAGCUCUUGAAACUCCUUCACCCAGCUCAGUAAUGGACUCACGAGCCAUUGAGGACAACGGCAACAGUGAGAAUGAGGAAGUGAGGGAUCAAAACCAGUGGGACCUGCUCAAAGUUCCUGGCCUCCGUACCUCGAUAUCCAUGAAAGACCUUGCUCAUCACAUUGGACUCUGCUUCUCUGAACAAAGAGAAUCAGGCAACCCCAGCGCCUUGGACAAAGAAGUUUUAGACGACUUAACCCAACAUUUGUUUGGUGAUUCUCAGCUGUCUUUGGUCUCAGACGAAAAAUCCCUAAUGGCUAGGGUUAACUCUCUUUGCUGCCUCUUACAAAAGGAUGGUAAUCCCAAUUUUCAAUUUCCACAGUCAAUCUCUGAAGAUGAAUUCAGGGUUGACGGGAAAGUGAAUGACGAGUCUGUAGAAGGUUCAGCCAUAACCCUAACCCUAGAUGAUAAGUGCUCAUUGGGUCUUUUGCCUGGUGAGGCCCAAAAUACAGAUAUUUCCUUUUACAAGCAACCAGCCACUAUGUCGAGGAAAGAGUCUGUCGGAGACUUGCUGCUUCAUAUCCCUCGAAUUGCUUCACACCCGAAGAUGCUGUUUGGUUUGCAAGAAGCGACAGGUGGUCGAAACAAAUGAUUCUCUUGACCCUUGGGUGAAAAACCUUGUAUAAAUUGUACCAAAAUGUUCUUAUUUUUUCUUUUCCUUCAGGGUCAAUUCGGUAUCUUUGAUAGGACGAUGGAUGCCUCAAAUGGUGUAAUGGUGGUUUAGGUUAAGUUAUCAGGAUUCUGAUUAGGUGAUAUACUGAUGAUGAAUCUUGAUGAGUGGUGGUAGAGAGAAGAGAGGGGGUGAGUACAGGGAUGUGCUCAAUUAAGUUUGUGGGUGCUCUGUAAAAAUGUUAUAAAGAUCCAGCUUUGAGAUAUGAGGAUUUGAGUUACUAUUGUGAUUGA